CUGGGCAUUUCUUCUCCACCUCUCUCCUUCGCAUACUCCCUUCGCCCACACUCCGCUGUUACCCAUCUCCUCUUCUCUUCCAACGCAACCCCCUUCUGAGUUGUUUCCCACACUCCGAUGCUACCGAUCUCCCUCUUCUCUUCCAACGCAACCCCCUUCUCCACGAACUAAUGGCAGAUCCCUAUUCUUCCUCACCGGUCAAAACCCUUCCUUCGGCUUUGCACAUGCAAUCAGAAAGUUUAGUUGAUGAAGGGAAGCCAACAUCGGUUGUAGAUCUGAAAUCCAAAAUUGAUCUUCCAAUAGAUCCAGUGCAUGCAUCGCCAACGAGGCCAUUUAUUUUCAGGAGGGUUCAUUUUGGUUACUCCAGCGAGGGUGAGACGGAUCUGAAUUUGGCGAUACGAAAGAAAUAUGGGGACAAUCUAGUUUCUGACACAUACGACGGGCUGGAAGGCUUGAAAGAUGGAGAGGAGGUGACUUCGGCAGGGGCGGAUGCAGGUGGCUACCAGACAUGUUCAGAUGACAGUUUAGACGAACGGGACGAAGCGGAGGAGGAGGCUCGACUUGAAUUGAAAGGGAAGUAGCAUGUUCCCUAUUUCUCUGUGCUAUGAACUGAAUAUACUCAUGGCGAAAUUCCUAGUUUGUUGCUUGUUUGUUGUUUGUUAUUUGUUAUUGUGCGCAUGUGUGAGUUGGGGUUUCAUGACUACUGGGAGCUAAUGAUGUAAUGGGGCUUGAGUUCAAUUUUUCUGAAAUUUGUUGGCUAUUCUACAUGUUGUUUUACUGAAGCCACCCAAUUGUGAAAUUGAAGGAGGUUCUGUUUGCAUUCACUAUUUUGUGGAAGGAAAUUCACACAUUGCCUUUAAACAUGUGUGCAUUACAACUAAAAUUUUACAUGGCAUUAAAACCUAGCAUUUGGGCUAACAAAACAAUUUAUAGAGAGUUUUGAUGUUUCUCCUUCUCCUUGACUUUGUGUGUGAAACGUGCUUGCAGGUGAAAGGGGGACGAGUUGACUGUCCGGUGGCUGUUCUGGAUUGGAGGGGAGCUCAGCUUCUUCCAUUGAUGGAUGUUUUUGUAUCUUCUUUUCUUUGUAAUGGACUUUAUAGGAGUAGACUUGAUGUAAUUUUUGGAGGGAUUUGUGAGGUUUACACAAAUUUAGAACCAUGUAAACUCAAGUUGAGAGGGAAAACCGUAUGUGGCUAAUAAAGAUCUAUUGCCAUGUACUGUAGCAGAAAGGAUGG
Molecule: messenger RNA, 1235 nt
Organism: Cuscuta europaea
Lineage: Eukaryota; Viridiplantae; Streptophyta; Magnoliopsida; Solanales; Convolvulaceae
Source: the annotation of a GenBank genome assembly